GGUAACAAGAGUGAGUACCUCAGCUUGGUCUCCCUGUCUACCAAUCCUCCUCAUGUCUCCCAUGGUGCCGGCCCUACAAUUGAUGAUUCACAUGACCAGGCAUGUCUAACUGCAUUACGGGCUCUGGCCAAGAUGGGCUUGGACACAGUGACAGCAGCCAAGCAAGACUAAAGAUCCUAGUACUAACAUGAGGAUGACACCAAUACUCACAUUGUUGCUUUCAUUGCAGUUCCUUAAAGUCAGUUCAGUAAGGGACAUUUACCCCAGUAUGCUUUCGUAGCUGGGCUGAUAACAUGUUAAUGCUCAAGUGAAUUUUGUAAUAAUUAUUCUUGGAACAGGACAAGGAGCACAUUCAAGACUAGGCAGGGGUGUAAAAAAAAGUUUCAAGAAUUUUUAAGACACUCUUCAUUUGUGUUACACUUAUUUAACUGACUUUUGAGACUUCAUGGAAAUGGCAACAAUCUUGCUUUAAUGUUGAUUUACCAUAUUAUAAAAACUGGAACUCAACCUUAGAGAUAUGAUGAUUGGUCUCAUGUUACCGUAUCCUCUUGUCAAGUAACUUUCAUGACAGAAUAAAGUUAACAUCUUGACCGAUGUAUAUGAAGUGAUGGAUGUAUGUAUAUGCGGCUUGAUCAGUAAUUCUGAGCCUUCACAAAAUUUUGUGACUGGCUACAGUAGUUAUAUAUUUUUAGGUAUAAAAGUAAUGAGAGAAGUGAUAUAUAGUUCUUUAAUCUCAUAACUGCCGAUCUCGCCGUAUAUUCUUAUUGUCUUCCUCUGUAUUUUGUCCUUUUUAUAAACUCAAUCAUUUUAUUAUGCAAUUAUGUGUGUUAUGAGUAUAGAACUGUUCUUACAGAAGAAAGAAUUACUACUAAAUCCCAUAAUUUGAGUGAAACAGUAUGGCAAACAGGAUAUUGAGUGAUAUUGAGCUUUAGAUGUAUCUGAACUAAAGCUCAUUUUCCCUAUUAAGCAAACAGAUAAACUACAAGAAAUGUAUCAUGCCUCUCCUACAGGCUUAAGUGUGCCAAUGCUGGUUAUCUGGUAUUACUGGUGGAGAGGAGUGUCUGAGGGAGGGAGGUGACUCCUUGGAGACUUCAACCCAGAUGCACACUGUUUUCUGGCCCUCCCUCAAACACUCCCAAAAUCUUAGGUUGGUAGUGUACAAGAGCUUUCCAGUUGACAGAUGCUGCACCCAAUAUUUACUCAUAAUGUAAUGACUUGUAUACAUUAGAUGCUUAAACUAUUGAGGCACUUUUAAACUUUACUUGGUUCCAUAUUAACAAGGAUAAUUUUUUACUUUUAAAGUUAACCCUCGUGAAAUUUGUGACUUAUUACCCUAGGCUGAUCCCUACAUGAUUUAUGAUGUUCAUUGUUUUUUGCAAUCAUCUUAUGGAUGGAGUAAAGAUCUCUUUGGUUUAUCAUUGCAUAAGACAUCAUUGAUAUUUGUUAAUUUGGCUUCUCUACCAAAUGCUAUAGAUAAAAGAGCAAAUUAUCUGCUAUAAGUGGAGCAUUUUGUACUAAUAAGUGCAUCUGUAUUGUACAUCUCACAACUUGCAAGCAGUGAUUAAAUAUCUGGGUGGUCAGUAUAGGUUUCUCUUGGCAUUAUUUAUAACCUGUGUGUGUGCUAUUACUCAAUGCAUAAGGUCCUCUUGUUAGCCUGUGUGCCAGUCAUUAAAUGGUAUCAUUGAUCCAUUUAAAAUUCUUCCUGCUGUCCUGAGUAGGUGGCACAUGCCUUUUUAAUCUUUCAUUUACUGUAAAUUAAUUUCUCAAACCUGUGUAGCCACUGAGUGCUCCUUGAGCUGAGAGCAACUUGUUCGUGUAGUUCCGUUAGGACAGAUGAUUUGUGUUCAUAGUUGUUUCCUCUUGAGUUACCACAUCAGUAAGCCAAACACUGACUUGGACUCCUAAGAUGGUAAUUCAUUAGAAUGUACUAAUUGUUUAAUUUGUGUUGAUGCGUGUAUCAUUAAGUGUCAUGGUAUCAGUGAAAAUUUGUAAAUUUGAUGCAAAUAUGAUAAUUUUCUUUUGACUUGGUUAAUUAAUAAUUAAAAGUCAUUAUCAGAAAAACUGCACAACUCACUAAGUAGGUACUGCCAUUCAGUGGCUACACAGCUCUUAGUUUUGAAAGCAAAAAGAUGCCUACAGGUAUGGUAGUAUGAAGACGCUUAUAACCCAGCAACCCUUUAUUUAGACGAUGUUUAGCUCACAAGUGAGCUUUUAAAUUAUAUUGACAUGAAAAAGCUCACGUAUGAGCAAAAUGUCCAAACAUAGGCUUGCUCUGCUGUAAAUGUCUGUACUAACGUACAUAGUUCCUAAAGUAUUGAUGGAGGCCAGUUCUCUAAUUUAAGAACCAGUGUGAGGUGAAUCCACAUAAGUAUAAAGCCUGCAUCUUGACCACACUGGUAUUAUUAUUAAUUUAAGGUUAAAUUCAGGUUGCUGUUUGUAUAUGAAGGACCUUAUCAUUAAUGUAAGUUGCAUAAUACUGUCAUUUUCAUGUUUUUAUCUUAUUAAAAGCUUUAUGCCCCACUAUAAUGUAAAGGAACUUUGUCCAAAAUGCAGAAUUGUUUGGUAACUAAUAGUUUAUCAGGUUCUAAAAUCAAUAAGUUUUAUCUUCUGUUAUUGUCAGACAUGACAAAUAUAUCUGACAGUUUAAGUACAACUCAAAAGUAUUGUUAUUAACUUGUUCUCUUGGGGUUCCUACUUUUACUGUUAUCAUUCUUUGUAACUAAUAUGGGCUAGAUUUUUAAAACUAUCACUUGAACAUUAGUGGAAACAUGUAGUGUGUACUGAUGUUGCAACAGAUGAUCAUAUUAAAAAAAUGCAUUGCUCAAGUUCUUACUUUCCUACAAUUAAAUUAAAGUGGUGUUUUAAAAAUCUCUUGCCUAGGCCUCUUUAGCAGUACCACUCUAAGCUCUGCCUCCAACAGAACCAGAUAUGAAAGAAUUGGGGCAUGGUAGUGUUACUUGCCAAUCCCCUAUAGAAUGCAUUUAUGAGCUGUAGGAUGUGUAAUUUAACUUAAACCUGUAAGUUGUCAAGAGCUAGAAUUUGUUCAUCCUCUGUGGAUGUGAAUUUCUACUUGUGAUGACGGGUUUUACAACAGUGGCAGUUAACACUCUCAUGCUGUGAUGACAUCAUGAGUGCAGCUGAUAACAAUUAUGAACACAUAUGAAGACAACGGAAAACAUUGCCUGAGAGGGCUGCAAAAUGUGGCUCGAGUAAAUACCUGGUGGUGUGGUCAAGUGAAUGGGAACUAUGUACCCAGAAUCAAUGUGUACACUAAUGCUGUAAUUGUCAAGCAUCAAGUUAUUGAAAACUUUGAUUGUCCAUGUCAGUAGAUUUUAGUAAUUAUUUUUUAAAUAAACAUGAUUACCAAGGCUUUUUUAAUUCCUGGGUUAUUAAAGCAUUGCUAUUGUUUGCAUUCACUUCUGUUAAAAUAAGGAAACUUUUGUUGUAACAUGCUAUUUCUAAUGUUCAUUCAAUUUUAUAAUUUUUCACUUAGAGACACAACAGUGUAUGCACAUAUCCUCUUGCAUGUAUCAGAUGUUCAUCUUGCAGUAAAUUAAGUUUCACAGGCAUUAGCUUAUAAUAGGAAGUAUUGAAUUCAUAUGAGCCUCGGUAGUGUAGUGAGUGGUCUAUUAAAACAUCUCAGUUUUUUAAAAUGAUGCUGAUUUAACAACUUCAGAGCAUUCAUAUAACUGAAAGUUAGACUUUUAUAAAAGCAUUAGAACCUUCACCAGUUUUGAACAUUAGAAAGUAGGCAUAUUAAACUUUAUUAAUUUACAAGUUUUAGCAAGUUUAUACUUUGAUUUUACUUAACCACACCAUCAGCACAUUGGCUUUGAAGUCAAAAAUUGUGAUAUGACCUACUGUUUUGAGUCUUGCCAAGGGCUAUCAUAAGGUUCUCUGUCCCUUCUUAUUGGAAAGUGAAUCUUAUUGAAAUACGGUGUAGAGCUGGGAAUGACAGGUCAGGUCACAGAAGAUAAGGGUACAGCUGUUUGUGAUGCAGCUACGAUGAUGGUCCCGGCACUCUGAAAGUUACUUAGUGCUGAGGAAGUUUUGUAGCCAUACCAUGAACACUGUUGCAUGAACUUUAUUUUAUGUAUAAUACUUUAGUCUUGUGGUUGGUGGUUCAAACUUAAGUGUAAUUUUUAUUCUUAAGUAAUUGUAGACCCUCUAUAUUUAGUGAUUGUGCAUUAAUAACUACUGUAUUUGCUUUCUGGUGACCUGUAUGUCAAUGUUUCAUUGACACUUUUUUUUGGCUUGCAUUUAGGAUUACAAUGUUUAGAUGCUUUGAGUAUUUUUUGACUUUGCUGUUGUCUUCAUGUCUAUUCAUUUAGGAAUAUUUGAGGAGUCCUGGGGCAUGAUGGUGGCGGCACAUUUGGUGUGGAGAUAUACUCUUAGUAACCAUGUAUACUCUAUAUUCACACAUUACUAACCAUGUGUUCAUUAACCUAUUUGUUUUUUUACUGUAAACAUUUUGUGUAACUUCAGCUUGAGAAACCUAUUAAUUAUAGUGUCACAUGUCUGAAGAAGAGUUGCAUGCUUAUUUUAUUUCCACAUUUUUGUUAUAUUGAUUUGAAUGUAUGUAAAUGAAAUAACUUUGUAACCAUAUAAAUAUGCAUGUGAACAAUCUUGCACUUUGUGCCUCCAUAGAAUUAGCCAAAUAACCUCAUGCUCUAAUGUCAUAAGAGUGAGUUUGUCCUCAGAGCUGUACCAUUGUGAUGCAGGCAGAUGCUGUUCAAGGUAGGCUUUCCUUUCACUAUAUAAAGAUACAAUUAAUAGACUGUGUACUUCACAUAUAUGUAGCUGAAUUUUCCCUCUGACCUUUUUAAUUAAUGUUGAAUAAGCUGCUUCAGAAUAUAAUGUGAAGUUUUGUGGAUCUGGAUCUGGUUCAAAGAAAAUUGAAGAGUAAGAGUUGAUCUAAGUGUCUACAAAUACAUUUUCCAAGAACUUUGUCCUACAUCUUAGAUCAGGAUCACAUUUUAAGCUUGUGUGUGUUAGAUAACAGUAAAAAAACUACGCCCUUAGCUUUUCAUGAACUUUUCAUAUUUAUUUUAAAAAGGAUAGUCUUUAUAUUUUUAUCCUAAAGACCUUUUAUAUGGAUAGAUGAAGUGUACGAUGAACUGUCGUUACAUUAACCACAAGUGGAUUCUGGAAUGAAGUAAAGCAUGAAUUUGGCAUUGUGAUCACUCUCACUUUAUCUUGUUACAGCCUCAAUAACUCUUACAUUGCCUUGUUGGAGCCUCAAUAACUCUUACAUUGCCUUGUUGGAGCCUCAGUAACUCGCACAUUGCCUUGUUGGAGCCUCAGUAACUCUCGCAUUGCCCUGGUAGAGCCUCAGUACCUCUCACGUUGUCUUGUUGGAGCCUCAGUAACUCUCACAUUACCUUGUUAGAGCCUCAUUAACUCUCACAUUGCCUUGUUGGAGCUUCAUUAAGAUCCACAAGUUCUCACUCUUUCGUACACUGGCUCGGUAGUAGCUCGCACAUCUUGUAGCUGUACAGUGUGGAUUUAUAUCCCACAUUGACCCUCCUUGACAAUUUAUAAUUUCAUGAUAUGGUUGUGUAGAACUUCAGUUGCAUACAUAUAUGCAUGCAUGCAUAUAUGUAUGCGGUGAGAGACGGCCAGCAUGUUGCAAAUAUAUAUAUACAUAAACACGCACACUCACACAGAGGUAUUUACAAUAUUUUAUUGGGGAUUUAUCAUAAAGCAUUUCUUAAUUACACUAUACUGUAGUUUAUUAUGCAAGGAUCUGACAAGUAUGUAUUUUGUUGAACACUCAUUAUAUUUUAUGUUGUGGUGUAUAAAAAUAUGCAAUUUGCAUUCUAGUAUUGGCUGUAUUAACUGGUGGUUAACUAAGAAAAUUGCACAAUUAUUUGCAAGUUUUAAGGUCCGAUUUGCAAGUUUGGUUGAGUAUAUAGGACCAUGCAUUUCUUUUAGUAAAGGAUCUUGGAAUAUGCAGAUUUUUGCAGUUUUCCAUUAGCAUAUACAGAACAAUUUAUUUGUUGCAAACAUUUGAAUGAAUGACGGUACCAGUAUCCAAUUAGCUAUUUUGUGUGCAUUGUGGAAUUGUGGAAGAUUGUAUGUUUAGUGCUAUGGAUAUACUGCACACCACCACCAUCACCUUCACCAUUGUUGCCCCAGCAUUGCCACCCUAGAUGACCUUGACAGAGCCGCCUCAAUGUGGUGUGGAAUGUAUCUUAAAAUUGUUACUGUCUCUUUCCCUAUUCAUUAAUUGCAUGCAUUGAACUGUGCUAUUGUAUCAUUAUGUCUUCACUGUUAUUUAUUGUUUAAUUGAUUCUGAUGCCAUUUAUGUAUUAUCCUGUUAUAGUGAAGUUAAAAAGAAAAUGUGGUGUUAUAUUAAUAAGUGAUAGGUAUUAUCAGUACUACAUUUUCUAUUACAAAAAUAAAUAUAGGUAUACACAUUUAAGAAACUAUAUAAUGAGGUACAAGAAAGUAUAUGCAUUUUUAUAUAUAUUUUUAUUUAAUGUUUUUUUUUUUAUAUCUUUUUCCUAGGAAAAUUAAGAAUUAUACUUUAUUUUCAUAUUCAUGAUCAAUUUAUGAAUGAGUGUACUCUGUAACUUUGUAUUCAAUCUUAAAAUGAUAUUACAAAUUAAUUUAAGAGUCAAUGAUAAUAUAAGAUCUGUGAAAGAACCAUUUAUGUUAUGUUACAUGCUGGACAUCCAUAUCCCAGCCUCGGCUCUGUUAUGGUCAAACUACAAUAAAAGGUUAUCUUACA
This is a messenger RNA of Cherax quadricarinatus, 6733 nucleotides long. The record is from RefSeq and is a predicted model, not a curated record. NCBI's taxonomy places the organism in Eukaryota, Metazoa, Arthropoda, Malacostraca, Decapoda, Parastacidae.